Molecule: messenger RNA, 1000 nt
Organism: Nasonia vitripennis (jewel wasp)
Lineage: Eukaryota; Metazoa; Arthropoda; Insecta; Hymenoptera; Pteromalidae
Product: venom peptide SjAPI
Exons: 3
Coding region: 685-933 (82 amino acids)
Source: RefSeq, a predicted model, not a curated record
ACGAUAAACUGCGCUCGAUAUAUCAGCGGAAGAUUUCCCAACUGUGUAAUUAUAGGAAAAAACGCGCUCGCACGCGAAUAUGCAUAAUAUUAUGCAUACGAUUAUCGCGUGGGGAGGGCGAGUGUGUGUCAUAACGGAAAAAUCGGUCCGAGAAAUUUCGAUUUCUAGAAAAAUUUCACAGACCAGCCUAUAUACGAGACUUUCGCGAAUAUAGUACUAGGCGACUCGGCCGAGCGUGAACUUAUAUCCAGCUGGUUAAAGGCUCGUUAAUUAUUACCGACGCUGCUGCUGCUGCUGCUGUGAAGCAUGAACCGUUUCGUGUGUGUGUGUACCCUUUCGGUAUUUUACAUUUUUUUUACAGGUGAUACGAUGAUUAUAAUUAGCGAUUGGACGACUUUGAUAUGUUCGUCGGAGAUAGAGCAAUGCGAUGAUUAAGUUUUUUUUUCAAACAAUAUUUUGACAGCGAUAAGUAGGCGCGUUGUGCAUCGUUGACAUUGUAUACUCGAUGUAGAGAAAUCGUAUAAGGAAUUAUUCGAGCGUUAUCUUUCGCUGAUAAUUGACACUAACAAUUCUCGUCGAACGUCCUGACAUUGAAGAAGCGACUCGGUCUAAUUGUGUGCUUAUAUACAGCGACAGUUUUUCCUGCCUUGCGCUCAGUGUUCUAUCCAAGAGUGGAAGUAAAUAAUGUUCACGAAAAUUUUUGCCUUUUGUCUCGUGCUGUUCGUCAGCGCUAACUUGGCGUCCAUGAACGAAGCCGCUGAUCACGAUUGUCCAGCGAAUCAAACGUACAAAGAGUGCAAUUACAUAUGUCCGCCGAGGUGUCAUUUGCAUGUCGUCUGCCUCAUAGUAGGAGUUUGUGCCAAAGCAGGAUGUGCCUGCUCCGACGGUUACAUGCUCAAAGGUGACAGUUGCGUUAGGCCCGAGGACUGUUGAGUAUACCCAAUUUAUAAACGACUAAAUAUUCCCGACAAUAAAGUGCCUAUCGUUUAAGCAAACAAAA